Messenger RNA from Sceloporus undulatus (fence lizard), 2086 nucleotides. Its product is annotated as dimethylaniline monooxygenase [N-oxide-forming] 2-like. Lineage: Eukaryota; Metazoa; Chordata; Lepidosauria; Squamata; Phrynosomatidae. The record is from RefSeq and is a predicted model, not a curated record. The transcript has 8 exons. Bases 274 to 1872 code for a protein of 532 amino acids. Gene Ontology annotation, molecular function: flavin adenine dinucleotide binding; NADP binding; N,N-dimethylaniline monooxygenase activity.
UAUGGGAUGUGUGUGUAUAGAAAAACUAAUGAGAUGGUGGAAAAAAAGACAAAGAAAGACAGUGUGCAAUGUAGUGGGGGCAAAAUGGACCAGUUAAUAGAAAAGGGAUUUCAGUGUCUUCAAAUAUUCUGCAAUGAGGAAAGUGCAGAAUUUAGUUGCCUUAUAAUCCUUUUAAGUAAAAUCAGGUUUUAAAAUUGGCCCUUGGAGUCGAGAGUGGAUUGAGUAUUUCUUACCUAGAAGAACUCUGUUAAUUUCUCCCUUCUGUAGGAGACUAUGGCGAAGAAAAUAGCCAUUAUUGGUGCAGGUGUAAGUGGACUAACAUCCAUUAAAAGCUGCCUAGAAGAGGGACUUGAGCCCAUUUGUUUUGAGCAAAGCAAUGACAUUGGAGGACUUUGGAGAUUCACAGAGAAGGUAGAAGAAGGCAGGGCAAGCAUCUACCUUUCAGUCAUCACCAAUAGCUCCAAAGAGAUGACCUGCUUCAGUGACUUUCCAAUGCCAGAACACUUCCCAAACUUUCUGCACAAUUCCAAGUUCCUGGAAUAUUUGUGGUUAUAUGCAGAGCACUUUGAUCUUCUCAGGUAUAUCAAGUUUAAGACCACAGUCGUCAGGAUAGAAAAAAGCCAAGAUUACUCAAUCAAUGGUCAAUGGACUGUGGUCACUGAAAAAUAUGGAAAACAGGAAUUCUUCACCUUCGAUGCCAUUAUGAUCUGCACAGGCCACCAGAAUGAAGCAUAUAUCCCAGUGGAGGCUUUUCCUGGUUUUGAAAAGUUCAAGGGUACCUAUUACCAUAGCCGAAAUUACAAAAGCCCAGAAGGAUUCCUGGGGAAAACUGUUGUGAUCAUCGGAAUGGGGAAUUCAGCAGCUGACAUUGCUGUGGAGAUCUGUCGGAAGGCAAAGAAGGUCUUCAUCAGUACCAGAAGUGGCUCCUGGGUAAUGAGCCGAUUGAAUGAGAAAGGCUAUCCCUGGGAUACCAUCUUUCACACUCGCUUCAACAAUGUGAUCCGGAACUCCCUCCCUUGGUUUCUUUUGCAAUGGGUGACAGAACAAAAGAUGAACCAGUGGUUUAAUCAUGAAAACUAUGGCCUGGUGCCACAAAACAGGUCACUGAUGAAAGAACCAGUGUUCAAUGAUGACCUGCCAAGCCGUAUCCUGUGUGGAGCUGUUACUGUGAAACCACUUAUCAAGGAAUUUACUGAAACAUCUGCCAUUUUUGAAGAUGGGAGUGUAGAAAAGAAUGUUGAUAUUGUCAUUUUUGCAACAGGAUACAGUGUUGCAUUCCCAUUUGUGGACAAGUCAGUGAUAGAGGUGUCUGACAACCGUGUCUCUUUGUAUAAACAUGUUUUCCCCCCACAUUUGGAGAAAGCAACAUUGGCAGUUAUUGGCCUCAUCCAGCCCCUUGGGCCAAUCAUGCCUACUUCAGAGCUGCAAGCCCGCUGGGCUACCAGAAUUUUUAAAGGACUGAGUUCUUUGCCUUCAGAGAGCACAAUGGUGGCUGACAACAUCAAAAGGAAUAAGAAGAGAAUCAAAUGGUUUGGCACCAGCCGCAGCCAGUCAAUCCAAACAGAUUUCAUUGAGUACCUGGAUGAGCUUGCUUUUGAAACAGGAUCAAAGCCAGAUCUGUUCUCACUGCUGCUGAGGGAUCCCAAGUUGGCCAUUACCAUCUUCUUUGGGCCUUGUAGCCCAUUCCAGUUCCGUCUGAUGGGACCAGGAAAGUGGUCUGGUGCCAGAAAUGCCAUCCUCACCCAAGGGGAGCGGAUCAUCAAACCCACCAAAACCCGAGUUGUGGACAACUCUGCACACCAAUUCUUCCUGCUUAAAAUCAUCAGUAUCAUUGUCCUCUUGGCUGCUGUAUUUCUGAUCUCCACCCAGUAAUGCAAGACUGAUAACUUGAAUUCAGAUUGGAAUAGUUAUGUAUGGCACUUCCUCCUAUAAUGAUCAGACUAACUGUGCAUCUGCUGAAUCACUGCAAGAUUCAUUGGCCUGUUACAGAUUGCCAAAAUAAAGCUGCUUCGGGUCUCUUUGGAGGUAUGCUGUUUAAAUGAUGCAUGGGUCCUAAGAGUCCGGAGGUCGCGCCAAAGCCACACUC